Molecule: messenger RNA, 4676 nt
Organism: Equus quagga
Lineage: Eukaryota; Metazoa; Chordata; Mammalia; Perissodactyla; Equidae
Gene: LSS
Product: lanosterol synthase
Biological process (GO): cholesterol biosynthetic process; triterpenoid biosynthetic process
Cellular component (GO): lipid droplet
Molecular function (GO): lanosterol synthase activity
Source: RefSeq, a predicted model, not a curated record
CCUGCGCAGUGCGCGCGCGGGCAGGCGAAGGAGAGCCACAGCAGUGGGGUGUGGGCGUCAGAGAGCGCGGCGCCUGUCAUGACAGAGGGCACGUGUCUGCGGCGUCGGGGGGGACCCUAUAAGACAGCGCCGGCCACCGACCUCAGCCGCUGGCGACUCAGCAACGAGAAGGGAAGGCAGACAUGGACGUAUUUUCAAGACGACGACCCUGGCCGAGCGCAGACUGGGCUGGAAGCGCACUUACUGGGACUGGAUACUGGGAGUUACUUUAAGGAUUUGCCCAAAGCCCACACGGCCCGUGAGGGGGCUCUGAAUGGGAUGACGUUUUACAUGGGGCUGCAGGCCAAGGAUGGGCACUGGGCGGGUGACUACGGUGGCCCGCUCUUCCUCCUGCCAGGCCUCCUGAUCGUGUGCCACGUGGCACGCAUCCCUCUGCCAGCUGGAUAUAGAGAAGAGAUGGAACGGUACUUGCGGUCGGUGCAGCUCCCCGAUGGUGGCUGGGGCCUGCAUGUCGAGGACAAGUCCACAGUGUUUGGGACAGCGCUCAACUAUGUGUCUCUGAGGAUUCUAGGUGUCGGGCCUGAUGAUCCUGACCUGGUACGAGCCCGGAACAUUCUUCACAAGAAAGGUGGUGCUGUGGGUAUCCCCUCCUGGGGCAAGUUCUGGCUGGCUGUCCUGAACGUUUACAGCUGGGAAGGCCUCAACACCCUGUUCCCAGAGAUGUGGCUGUUUCCUGAGUGGGCACCUGCACAUCCCUCCACCCUCUGGUGCCACUGCCGGCAGGUCUACCUGCCCAUGAGCUAUUGCUACGCCACCCGGCUGAGUGCUGAGGAGGACCCACUGGUUCAGAGCCUCCGCCAGGAGCUCUACGUGGAGGACUAUGCCAGCAUCGACUGGCCGGCGCAGAGGAACAACGUGGCCCCUGAUGAACUGUACACACCGCACAGCUGGCUGCUCCGUGUGGUGUAUGCAUUCCUCAACCUGUAUGAGCGCCAUCACAGUGCCAGCUUGCGGCAGCGGGCCAUCCAGACACUGUAUGAGCAUAUCGUGGCCGACGACCGCUUCACAAAGUGCAUCAGCAUUGGUCCGAUCUCAAAAACCAUCAACAUGCUUGUGCGCUGGACAGUGGAUGGGCCGGCCUCCCCCGCCUUUCAGGAGCACGUCUCCAGAAUCUGCGAUUACCUCUGGCUGGGCCUUGACGGCAUGAAAAUGCAGGGCACUAACGGCUCCCAGGUCUGGGACACAGCAUUCGCCAUCCAGGCAAUGCUGGAGGCAGGUGCACAACACAGGCCCGAGUUUUCAUCCUGCCUGCAGAAGGCACAUGAGUUUCUCCGGAUCUCACAGAUCCCAGACAACCCCCCCAACUACCAGAAGUAUUAUCGCCAGAUGAACAAGGGUGGUUUCCCCUUCAGCACGCUGGAUUGUGGCUGGAUUGUUGCUGACUGCACAGCUGAGGCUUUGAAGUCCAUCCUUCUCCUGCAGGAAAAGUGUCCCUUUGUCACUGAGCAUGUCCAACAAGAGCAGCUCUUUGAUGCUGUCGCUGUGUUGCUGAGCAUGAGAAAUCCCGAUGGAGGGUUUGCCACCUACGAGACCAAGCGUGGGGGGUUCUUGCUGGAGCUGCUGAACCCCUCGGAGGUUUUUGGGGACAUCAUGAUUGACUAUACGUAUGUGGAGUGCACCUCGGCCGUGAUGCAGGCGCUGAAAGUUUUCCACAAACACUUCCCGGACCACAGGCCGGAGGAGAUCAGGGAGACCCUGGAGCGGGGCCUGGAGUUCUGUCGGCAGCAGCAGAGGGCUGAUGGCUCCUGGGAAGGCUCCUGGGGGGUUUGCUUCACCUAUGGUACCUGGUUUGGGCUGGAAGCUUUCGCCUGCAUGGGGCAGACCUACCUCGACGGGGCUGCCUGUACAGAGGUCUCCCGGGCCUGCGACUUCUUGCUGUCCCAGCAGAUGGCGGACGGAGGCUGGGGGGAGAACUUUGAGUCUUGUGAGCAGCGGUGUUAUGUGCAGAGUGCCGAGUCCCAGAUCCACAACACAUGCUGGGCCCUGAUGGGUCUGAUGGCUGUCAGGCAUCCUGGUGUAGCGGCCCUGGAGAAAGGAGUCAGCUGUCUGCUUAGAAAACAGCUCCCCAAUGGCGACUGGCCCCAGGACAACAUGAAUGGGGUCUUCAACAAGUCCUGUGCCAUCCACUACACGAGCUACAGGAACGUCUUCCCCAUCUGGGUCCUCGGCCGCUUCUCCCGCCUGUACCCUGAGAGUGGCCUUGUCGGCCACCCUUGAGAGCACACCUGUAGGAGCCUGGUGGGGGGUGGGGGCUGGGCACAGGCAUCUGGUGGGGCUGCUGAGCAGCAGCCAUCAUGCAAAUUUCAGGCAAGGUUGGGCAUCUUGGCCAGGCUGUGGAGCCCCCCAUUGCCCUGCCCAGCUGUCCAGUGCCCUUCACUGUCCACUUGCACAAGAGUGAGGCCUGGGACCAAGCCUGUGGCAAAGGUGGGGCUGGUGGCUCUAGACACUUGAUUUUCAUCAUAGGUUUAGUUCUGAGAAUAGCUUGUUGGGCUCAGGUGAGGAAAGGAACAAGAUGAACCGACACCGGAGAAGGCGUGGUACCUGUUCUCACCAUGGAUAUGGGGCUCGGAGGGCCUCUUGACCAGUCGCUGAGUUCUGGGGAGAUGAGCAGUUGUGCCUCAUCCAUGUCCAGCCUGGUGCUGGUUUUGGGCUGGGCUUGCCCCCAGGCCGCCUCUUCCUGUGCCUUCUGUCUGUUGGGCUAAGGGAUGUACUGGCUUCUCUGAACAGCCUGGUGGGGGGAGGCUGGGCUUCCCUGUUCACCUGGCCACCCAGGGCUUGGCAAGGAACAGGGACUAGACUUGCUGAGUGUCUUGUGGCUGCACGGCGGGGAGCUAGACAUGGCACGCUGACCCUGCCCCAGAGCUCGAGCUUGCCCACGCUGUAUCACGGUUCAGCCAGUUUGUGGGGCGCCAGUACCCCUACCUCCUGAGUUUGUAGUCUUCUUGUAAUGACAGAAAUACACGUGGGAGGCCAAGUGUAACAAAGGAAGAGAGGUCGUUAGCAGUUCAGUGGUUACCACUGUGGGAUACUGCUGUGUGUGAGGGACAGCUGAACACCCCAGCCUGCCGCUCACCAGCCACCACAGCCAGCCAGGCAGUUGUGACACCCCAGGGCACCCUCACAGCUGCUGCCCACCCUCAUGCACUAGUUUGUGCUCUGAGCUCAAAUCAGGGCCAGAUUUUUGGCGCGUAUGCCUCUUGGGUGGUAAACCUCUGAAUUCCCCCUGGCUUCUAAAUUUGUCUGGCCUGGCAUGCAUGAUCUUGGGGCUCAAGAUGGAAAACCCAGGUCCUGUAUUUGCCUUUAAGCUACGAGGAUGAGUGGCUCAGAUGUCCAGGGCUUCCCUGGGAAUGUGGCUGUGAGGAGUUACCAGGAGCUUUGAUGAGAAUAAAACCCAGGGCUGGCGUUACUCCCAGGGCCCCACCCUGCUUCUCACCUACCCAGCAUCCCUCCGUUGGCUGAUCUUCUGUGUUACCUCCUGGACUGGCAGCAGCCCCUGGCCAACUGUCUGCCCUCAGACAGCCAGAGAGCUGCCUGGAUGCCCUUCUGCCCUGUCAUUCCCUGCCCAUACCCUUCAGGGCCCACGCUGAGGCUUUGCACCAUGUGGCCCCUGGGCACUGUCCUGACUCUCCCUGGGGCUUGCCUGCUUCAGGGCCUUUGCCUGAGCUGUUCCUCCACUGACCUCCUGCCCCAUGGUGGUGCUGCUGUCUGCUCUGAGCCCUGCAGGGCCAGGUCACAUGUAUACAGGCAGGACCCCGGCUCCACUGGCUGCCACUGUGUGGCACGUAGCGGGGUUCAGUGGGUGCCUGUCGAAUGUCAGCACUUUUCCGCAGACGUUUUUAAACGAGGCUUAUUUUGGCUGAAGGAACCUUGUUGGGAUCAGUCCGCUGGUUUGCCCCCACACUUCUCUUCUUGGCCAUGUGCACCCCAGCUGGGCAGCAGCAGCACAGACGGUGCUUUACCAUGUCUGCUCCUUGCAGUGGCCUCUGCCCCUGGAAGGCCCCUGGGCAUGGCAAGGUCACUGGACAAAACAAAUUUCCUGGAAAAGAAAUGGAAAUUUGCUUUAAUACUGAAAAUGUUAUUGAAAGUCACUUAUUUGACCAGCUCCCUUGGUAAACAGACACUUGAUUUCCUGAAACAGGAGCAGGGCUUGAUUGUGUUUUGUCUCAUCCUGGGAUCAGUCUUGGAUCCGGGGUUUUCUGAGACUCACUUGGGCAUCAUAUUGGACGCGGGCCCACCACUUCCUCAGUUUCAGGGAGCUAGAGUAGCUCCUUGAAGAUAAGCAGGAUGAGUCUCCAGUUAUUUCAGGGGAAAAUAUUUGCUUCAACCUGAUUAAGAAUCACAUUCUCUAUCCUGGAUAACAAUUCAAAUUAUUUUCUUUUUGGUUAUUGGGAACAGAUUUUGAAUAUUAUGGGAAAGUUUCUCUGGAGCCAUAUUAGGUUUUCUGUAUUCACCAUGAUGUGAACUUCAGAUGACCCUUUGAGGAAUUCUCUAACUGGAAAUACUUAACUCACAAUGGAAACUUAUCUCUAAGAAAAUACUUUUCUUUACUGAACAUAAUCAAUAUUGCUACAUAGAUUUAAAUUUUAUUUAGGCAAUAAAAAUGUUUUAAAAAUUAA